CAAUAACUCUUACAUUCUGCUCGUGCAGGUGCAACGCUGGGCUCUGAACUAGCCGCUGCAGCAAAGCUAAGGGAAAAAUCACCCAUUUCAUGGUAAACCCUGGCUUAUCUUGAGUAGCGAGGCUGUGUUCAUUACAACAGCGGAAACAGAAGGAACGGAGCUUAUCCAUUACGAGAUGGCGUCUGCAAAUGCGACAUAUGGACAGAAGGAAUCCUCGGACCAGAAUUUUGAUUACAUGUUUAAAAUCCUCAUCAUUGGGAACAGCAGUGUGGGAAAAACCUCCUUCCUCUUCCGCUAUGCAGAUGACUCGUUCACGCCGGCGUUUGUCAGCACGGUGGGAAUCGACUUCAAGGUCAAGACCAUCUAUAGGAACGACAAAAGGAUAAAACUACAGAUCUGGGACACUGCUGGUCAGGAGCGCUAUAGAACAAUCACCACAGCCUACUACAGGGGAGCAAUGGGCUUCAUCCUCAUGUACGACAUCACCAAUGAGGAGUCCUUUAAUGCUGUGCAAGACUGGUCGACCCAGAUCAAGACGUACUCAUGGGACAACGCCCAGGUCCUCCUGGUGGGAAACAAGUGUGAUAUGGAGGAUGAGCGGGUGGUGGCGUCUGACAGGGGGCGCCAGCUGUCAGAGCAACUUGGUUUUGAGUUCUUUGAAGCAAGCGCUAAAGACAACAUCAACGUGAAGCAGACGUUCGAGCGACUGGUGGACAUCAUCUGUGAGAGGAUGACAGAGACUCUGGACAACAACGACCCAACGGUCACCGGAGCCAAGCAGGGGCCACAGCUCAAUGAGCAGCCCCAGAGGUCUCACCAAGAUUGCGCUUGCUGAAUGCACACAUACGCACACACCCCUAUGCACACGCACCCCCCUCCCCCCACACACACUGCUUGUCCUGAUUUUUCAAGGUUUUUUUAGUCUGGAUCUUGCUGUUUGUUCUUUUUAAUAUGCAGAUGCAAGACGUUCCUGCACAUAAACACUGCCAUCCAUCCACAGCCCCACACCAGGAGCAGAGUCUGCCAGGAGUUGGGCCUUCCAGGGGCUGUCCUUCUGCUCAGCAACAUUCCCUGACUCUUUCAUACACUUCUUAGCUGUAUGUUACCAGAUGUGCAACAGUUGUAAUUAUUGUCCCUCUGAAAAGGUGUUUAUUGAGGAAGUCGGUUCAUGUAGGCGUGUUUUGGAGGAUCUGAAAUCCUCUUUUUAGUGUUUUGGUGGACUUUUAGGGAGAUUUUGGACCCAAGUUUGAUGUUCAGGCAGAGUUGUUCUUAAAUUAAGAAAUUAUUUUAUAUAUUUGUCUUAAAAACAUAUAGUUACAAUAGAUCUGAAAAGUGUUCAAACCUAUGUUUAAAAUGUAGGGUUUUGUGACUUAAAAAAAGGCCAUGAUAAAUUAUCUCAAAAAAAAUUUCUUUAUUAAUGAGACAUACAUCCUGUGUAAUCCAACUGAAAACAAAUCUGCUUUAGUAAAAGAAAAAAAAUAGAAAUGUGCAACAACCCAGAUGCAUACAUUUUCACACCCUUAAGCUAAAAUUUUGCUGAAGCUUCUUGUCAUUCAUUUUAAACAUUCUUGGCUCUCCACAGCUUGGUUUAGGCCUAAUCCAAACAUAGCCAGAUAUCGGGGGAAAAAUUACACUUUUUUUGCGUUUCGGCUUUUCGUCCACACAAAAACUGUUUAAUAUCACUAAAAACGAUUAUUUAUAAAAACUCCCACCAUAAUAAGGAGAAUUUUAUGAUUCUCCUUAUUUGUGUUUGUGUGUACAUUGGAAAACAGGCAUUUACAGUCUGCCACAAAUAAUACACCAAAUAUAUCCACAUGCUUGCUUUGACACGAUUCCCAACCGACAUAAUCUUGUGUUUAAAUAACCUAAUUAAAAGUUGUUGAACCUACAUAGGUGUCUAACCAAAUGAUUCUCCUGGCACUACAUUUUCUUUCUAAUAGGAAGCCGUGGUUGUUUUGAAACAACCUGAUUGGCUGUGAUUGGUGUAGCAUUGCGCUACACUGCCCCCUAUAGGUGUGGCAUGUUUAAAAAGAAACUUGACAGAUGGAUCUGUUCGGGUCCAUGUAGAUGAAAUGUUUUCUGAAACUGAUCCCAUGUGUACAAUAUUAUUUUUUUAAACAUGACUGAGAUUUUUGAUUUUAUAAAGACCCAGCUACGUGUUUACAAGGCUUUAGUAAUAUUUACCCACUCAGAUCAAAGUUCUCCAAAUCUAUCCACUUGUGAGGACAUAUGUUUUCCACAUCCCUUCUCGGGUUCAGAUUCAUUUCUUGGCUCCAGUGAAGACAUUCUCCUCAGACUCACGGUGAUGCUAAAACAUCAAAUCCACCUUCAACUUCAGCUUUGUAGGAGACACUUCGGCGUUUUAUUUGGAGCUGUGCAUAAUCUUACCCACUGUGACAAAAAAACAUCUUCCUCUGAAGAUAAGCAACCCCAGAGCAUAAUGCUGCCACCACCAUGUUUCAUUGUGGGUAUGAUGUUCUUUUAUUGAAACUUGCUGUUAUUGUGGCCCAGAAAAUCUAUUUGGGUUUUAUCAGAUGGUAGUGGAAGUUCUGGAUGUGUGCAGGAGUUGGACAUCCCAGCUCCUUUUUCUGCUUUUUAGAAACAUAUAGAACACACCCAGCACUUUUUCCUGCAGCUCUUUCCGUGUUGCUGUUAGUCUACUAUCAACCUCACUGACCCAGUGAUUACAUUUAAUCAGUUCAUCAUUAUAGCUUCAUCAGUUUUGGAGAAAUGUCCUGUUAACAGAACAUGGCUGUUGUCCCUAUUUUAUUGAUAUCUGUUUGCAUUGUGCUAUGAUUUGAAUGUAAUGCUGAGGAUUUUCAUGUACCAUCUUCUGACUGGUACCUUUGAUCUGUUCUGCAGAGCUAUAGCUAAAGAUGUUGGUAACAACAUCAGGAAAAAAAUUAUCUUAAGAACAGCUGAAUGUUGUUUACAUUUAAUCUGAUUUACUAUGAUUUAUAUAGUGAUGAAGUUAGGAAGACUGAAUGAAAAGUAUUAGUUUCAGGGUUUGCACACUCAUGCAACUAGAUAAUUACAAUUUUUUAUUUGUUUUAUAUCUUCCCCUCUAACUGAUGUUUGUUUCCAGAUGAAUUGAACAGGAUGCCUGUUGGACUAGAUGUGGGAAAAGUGAUCAUUUGAUCAUAGUUUUUUUUUAUUUCACACAAACUUAGCAUCUUAACAAAGGUGUUUUUACUUUUGAGAGCAAAAGCAUAUAGUAAAUCUCUAUGAAAAAGUAAGUCAACAUUCUGGUUGGACCUGGAUAAGGAACAGCAUAACCUGGAUGUUUGAUGCAUUUAUAAAACUCAUUGAGGAUCGGCUCUAAGUCAUACAUCACAGUAGGAGAAUAUCAAAUGUCUCUGGCCACUCAAGAUUUAAUAAAUAUCUACAAAUGUCAAUAAAUGUGCAUUUUAAAAUGCAGAUAUUUACAGUAUCCAUAUAAACUGAUUGUGAAGCGGUGGUUGGAUUCCUGCCUGUGUUGUAGUCAGAGCUGCAUGUUGUUGAUGUUUUUACGCUUCUUCUGACUGGUUUAUUAAUUAGUAUGAGCUGUUGAUUUUACUGGUUUAACUCUCAUCACUCCCAUUCCCUCUACUAUUUUAAAAUGCCAGAUUGCUGUGAAAAGUUUCUGAUGUUUAACUCUUGACACCCCACACCUUUUAUUCAGUGCAUAUAGUGGGUGUUGGUCAUUCCUCCUUUCUCCAUUCCACUCUUCUGCAGUUUUAGUUGUUUCCUUCUGUGCAUCAGAACAUUU
Messenger RNA from Xiphophorus maculatus (southern platyfish), 3748 nucleotides. RefSeq names its product ras-related protein Rab-3A-like. The transcript is spliced from 5 exons. Gene Ontology annotation, molecular function: GTP binding; GTPase activity. NCBI's taxonomy places the organism in Eukaryota, Metazoa, Chordata, Actinopteri, Cyprinodontiformes, Poeciliidae. Gene Ontology annotation, cellular component: endosome; plasma membrane; synaptic vesicle membrane. The record is from RefSeq and is a predicted model, not a curated record. The coding region runs from base 176 to 835 and encodes 219 amino acids. Gene Ontology annotation, biological process: maintenance of presynaptic active zone structure; axonogenesis; regulation of synaptic vesicle fusion to presynaptic active zone membrane.